Molecule: messenger RNA, 6234 nt
Organism: Mandrillus leucophaeus (drill)
Lineage: Eukaryota; Metazoa; Chordata; Mammalia; Primates; Cercopithecidae
Gene: CROCC
Product: ciliary rootlet coiled-coil, rootletin
Exons: 35
Coding region: 70-5706 (1878 amino acids)
Biological process (GO): centrosome cycle
Source: RefSeq, a predicted model, not a curated record
GCGUGGUGACUGAGCUAGUCUUGGGGUCCUGGGAAAGGGGGCUGGAGGAGUGCCCACAGCCUCCCCCCUAUGAGCUUGGGGCUGGCGGGGGCACAGGAGGUCGAGCUGACACUAGAGACGGUUAUCCAGACACUGGAGAGCAGCGUCCUGUGCCAGGAGAAGGGCUUGGGCACGCGGGACCUGGCCCAGGACGCUCAGACCACCAGCCUGCCUGCCCGCAUCAGGGAGAUUGUCACCCGCAACCUCUCCCGGCCUGAGAGCCCAGUCCCGCUGCCAGCCACGGAGAUGGCAUCGCUGCUGUCACUGCAGGAGGAGAACCAGCUGCUGCAGCAGGAGCUGUCCCGCGUGGAGGACCUGCUGGCCCAGAGCCGUGCCGAGCGCGAUGAACUCGCCAUUAAGUACAACGCGGUCAGCGAGAGGCUGGAGCAGACUCUGCGGCUGGAGUCUGGGGAGCUGGAGAUGCAGGAGCCCAGGGGGCUGGUACGGCAGAGCGUGGAGUUGCGGAGGCAGCUGCAGGAGGAGCAGGCCUCCUACCGGCGCAAGCUGCAGGCCUACCAGGAGGGCCAGCAGCGGCAGGCCCAGCUUGUGCAGCGGCUGCAGGGCAAGAUUCUCCAGUACAAGAAGAGGUGCUCGGAGCUGGAGCAGCAGCUGCUGGAGAGAUCCGGAGAGCUGGAGCAGCAGCGAGUGAGGAACACAGAACACAGCCAAGACCUGGAGAGCGCCCUCAUUCGGCUGGAGGAGGAGCAGCAGAGGAGUGCCAGUCUGGCCCAGGUGAAUGCCAUGCUCCGAGAACAGCUUGACCAGGCAGGCUCGGCCAACCAAGCUCUGAGUGAGGACAUACGAAAGGUGACCAGCGACUGGGCACGCAGCCGCAAGGAGCUGGAGCAGCGGGAGGCAGCAUGGAGGCGUGAGGAGGAGUCUUUCAACGCCUACUUCAGCAACGAGCACAGUCGCCUGCUCCUCCUCUGGAGGCAGGUAGUGGGGUUCCGGCGGCUGGUCAGCGAGGUGAAGAUGUUCACCGAGAGGGACCUGCUGCAGCUGGGAGGGGAGCUGGCCCGGACAUCACGAGCUGUCCAGGAGGCAGGCCUGGGACUGAUCACGGACCUGCGGCUGGCAGAGAGCCGGACGGAGGCAGCCCUGGAGAAGCAGGCCCUGCUGCAGGCCCAGCUGGAGGAGCAGCUGCGGGACAAGGUGCUCCGCGAGAAGGACCUGGCCCAGCAGCAGAUGCAGAGCGACCUGGACAAGGCUGACCUCAGUGCCAGAGUGACAGAGCUGGGCUUGGCAGUGGAGCGUCUUCAGAAGCAGAAUCUGGAGAAGGAUCAGGUCAACAAGGACCUCACCGAGAAGCUUGAGGCCCUGGAAUCCCUGCGGCUACAGGAGCAGGCGGCCCUGGAGACAGAGGACGGAGAGGGGCUACAGCAGACCCUAAGGGACCUGGCACAGGACAUGCGUGGGCGCUAUGAGGCAAGCCAGGACCUGCUGGGCACCCUGCGGAAGCAGCUUAGCGACAGUGAGAGUGAACGGCGGGCCCUAGAGGAACAGCUGCAGCGCCUGCGGGACAAGACCGAUGGCGCCAUGCAGGCCCAGGAGGACGCCCAGCGCGAGGUGCAGCGGCUGCGGAGUGCCAACGAGCUCCUGAGCAGCCAUAGACAACUAGAGCAGCUGGAAGGGAAGCGCUCAGUCCUGGCCAAGGAGCUGGUGGAGGUGAGGGAGGCGCUGAGCCGCACCACGCUGCAGCGGGACAUGCUGCAGGCCGAGAAGGCCGAGGUGGCCGAGGCGCUGACCAAGGCUGAGGCUGGCCGCGUGGAGCUCGAGCUCUCCAUGACCAAGCUGAGGGCAGAGGAGGCCUCCCUGCAGGACUCCCUGUCCAAGCUGAGCGCCCUCAACGAGAGCCUUGCUCAGGACAAGCUGGAUCUGAACCGCCUUGUUGCCCAGCUGGAGGAAGAAAAGGCCGCCCUGCAGGGCCGGCAGCGGCAGGCAGAGCAGGAGGCCACAGUGGCGCGGGAAGAGCAGGAGCGGCUGGAGGAGCUGCGGUUGGAGCAGGAGGUGGCACGGCAGGGCCUGGAGGGCUCCCUACGUGUGGCGGAGCAGGCCCAGGAGGCGCUGGAGCAGCAACUCCCCACGUUGCGCCAUGAGCGCAGCCGGCUGCAGGAGCAGCUAGCGCAGCUCUCCCGGCAGCUGAGCGGGCGGGAGCAGGAGCUGGAGCAGGCCCAGCGGGAGGCCCAGCGGCAGGUGGAGGCGCUGGAGCGAGCGGCCCGGGAGAAGGAGGCGCUAGCCAAGGAGCGCGCUGGCCUGGCUGUGCAGCUGGCGGCUGCGGAGCGUGAAGGCAGGACCCUGUCAGAGGAGGCCACACGCCUGCGCUUGGAGAAGGAAGCCCUGGAGGGCAGCCUGUUUGAGGUGCAGCGGCAGCUGGCCCAGCUUGAGGCCCGCCGGGAGCAUCUGGAAGCCGAGGGGCAGGCCCUGCUGCUGGCCAAGGAGACCCUUACUGGGGAGUUGGCGGGCCUGCGGCAGCAAAUAAUAGCUACACAGGAGAAAGCCAGUCUAGACAAGGAGCUGAUGGCCCAGAAGCUGGUGCAGGCUGAGCGGGAGGCCCAGGCCUCUCUGCGGGAGCAGCGGGCAGCCCACGAGGAGGACUUGCAGCGACUCCAGCGCGAAAAGGAGGCAGCAUGGCGGGAGCUGGAGGCUGAGCGGGCCCAGCUGCAGAGUCAGCUGCAGCGUGAGCAGGAGGAGCUGCUGGCCCGGCUGGAGGCCGAGAAGGAAGAGCUGAGUGAGGAGAUUGCUACCCUGCAGCAGGAGCGCGACGAGGGCCUCCUCCUGGCUGAGAGCGAGAAGCAGCAGGCCUUGUCUCUGAAGGAGUCUGAGAAGACGGCGCUGUCAGAGAAGUUGAUGGGUACACGGCACAGCCUGGCCACCAUCUCCCUGGAGAUGGAGCGGCAGAAACGAGAUGCCCAGAGCCGGCAGGAGCAGGACCGGAGCACCGUGAACGCUCUGACGUCCGAGCUGCGGGACCUACGGGCCCAGCUGGAGGAGGCUGCUGCAGCCCAUGCCCAGGAGGUGAGGAGGCUGCAAGAGCACGCCCGAGACCUGGGCAAGCAGCGGGACUCCUGUCUUCGCGAGGCAGAAGAGCUUCGGACCCAGCUGCGUCUGCUGGAGGAUGCCCGUGAUGGGCUGCGGCGGGAGCUGCUGGAGGCCCAGCGCAAGCUGCGUGAGAGCCAGGAGGGCCGGGAGGUGCAGCGCCAGGAGGCAGGCGAGCUGCGGCGCAGCCUGGGCGAGGGCGCCAAGGAGCGCGAGGCCCUGCGGCGCUCCAACGAGGAGCUUCGAGCCGCUGUGAAGAAGGCAGAAAGCGAGCGCAUCAGCCUGAAGCUUGCCAAUGAGGACAAGGAGCAGAAGCUGGCACUCCUAGAGGAGGCACGGACAGCCGUGGGCAAGGAGGCCGGGGAGCUGCGAACUGGGCUGCAGGAGGUGGAGCGCUCGCGGCUGGAGGCUCGGCGGGAGCUGCAGGAGCUCCGGCGUCAGAUGAAGAUGCUGGACAGUGAGAACACCAGACUGGGCCGGGAGCUGGCGGAGCUGCAGGGCCGCCUGGCGCUGGGCGAGCGGGCAGAGAAGGAGAGCCGGCGGGAGACCCUGGGCCUCCGGCAGAGGCUGCUGAAGGGCGAGGCCAGCCUGGAGGUGAUGCGACAGGAGCUCCAGGUAGCCCAGCGGAAGCUGCAGGAACAAGAAGGCGAGUUCCGGACCCGCGAGCGACGCCUGCUGGGCUCCCUGGAGGAGGCGCGUGGCACUGAAAAGCAGCAGCUGGACCACGCCCGCGGCCUAGAGCUGAAGCUGGAGGCGACCCGGGCGGAGGCUGCAGAGCUGGGCCUGCGGCUGAGCGCAGCCGAGGGCCGGGCACAAGGCCUGGAAGCCGAGCUGGCCCGCGUGGAGGCGCAGCGGCGCGCGGCGGAGGCCCAGCUGGGUGGCCUGCGCUCGGCUCUGCGCCGGGGCCUCGGCCUCGGUCGUGCGCCCAGCCCAGCCCCGCGGCCGGUGCCCGGCUCCCCUGCCCGGGACGCACCCACAGGAGGAAGUGGGGACGGGCUCAGCAGCCCCAGCAACUUAGAAUGCAGCCCUGGGUCCCAGCCACCAUCUCCAGGACCUGCCACCUCCCCGGCUCCUCCAGACCUGGACCCGGAGGCUGUGCGCGGGGCCCUCCGAGAAUUUCUGCAGGAGCUGCGCAGUGCCCAGAGAGAACGGGAUGAUCUUCGGACCCAGACCAGUGCCCUGAGUCGCCAGCUGGCUGAGAUGGAGGCGGAGAGAGACCACGCAACCUUGAGGGCCAGGCAGCUGCAGAAGGCGGUGGCUGAGAGUGAGGAAGCCCGGCGCAGUGUGGAUGGGCGGCUGAGCGGGGUCCAGGCGGAGAUGGCGCUGCAGGAGGAGAGUGUGCGGCGCAGUGAGCGGGAGCGCCGGGCCACGCUGGACCAGAUAGCCACCCUGGAGAGGAGCCUGCAGGCCACCGAGAGCGAGCUCCGGGCCAGCCAGGAGAAGAUCAGCAAGAUGAAGGCCAAUGAGACAAAGCUGGAGGGCGACAAGCGGCGCCUGAAGGAGGUCCUGGACGCCUCCGAGAGCCGCACUGUCAAGCUGGAGCUGCAGCGGCGCUCGCUUGAGGGGGAGCUGCAGCGCAGCCGCCUGGGCCUGAGUGAUCGCGAGGCCCAAGCCCAGGCCCUCCAGGAUCGGGUGGACUCCCUGCAGAGACAGGUGGCAGACAGCGAGGUGAAGGCAGGGACCCUGCAGCUGACUGUGGAGCGGUUGAAUGGGGCCCUGGCCAAGGUGGAGGAAAGCGAGGGGGCCCUGCGGGACAAGGUGCGGAGCCUGACAGAGGCCCUAGCCCAGAGCAGUGCCAGCCUCAACAGCACCCAGGACAAGAACCUGCAUCUACAGAAGGCUCUGACCGCCUGUGAACAUGACCGCCAAGUGCUCCAGGAACGGCUGGAUGCUGCCCGGCAGGCGUUAUCUGAGGCACGGAAGCAAAGCAGCUCUCUGGGCGAGCAGGUGCAGACGUUGCGAGGCGAGGUGGCUGACCUGGAGCUGCAGCGGGUAGAGGCCGAGGGCCAGCUACAACAGCUACGGGAGGUGCUGCGGCAGCGGCAGGAGGGUGAGGCUGCAGCCCUGCACAUGGUCCAGAAGCUGCAAGAUGAGCGGCGGCUGCUGCAGGAGCGCCUGGGCAGCCUGCAGCGCGCCCUGGCUCAGCUGGAAGCCGAGAAGCGGGAGGUGGAGCGCUCAGCCCUGCGGCUGGAGAAGGACCGUGUAGCCCUCAGGAGGACGCUGGACAAGGUGGAGCGGGAGAAGCUUCGUAGCCACGAGGACACAGUGCGGCUGAGCGCAGAGAAGGGCCGCCUGGACCGCACCCUCACGGGAGCUGAGCUGGAGCUGGCAGAGGCGCAGAGGCAGAUCCAGCAGCUGGAGGCGCAGGUGGUGGUGCUGGAGCAGAGCCACAGCCCAGCCCAGCUGGAGGUAGAUGCGCAGCAGCAGCAGCUGGAGCUGCAGCAGGAGGUGGAGCGGCUGUGCAGUGCCCAGGUGCAGACUGAGCGCACGCUGGAGGCUCGGGAGCGGGCCCACCGCCAGAGGGUGCGUGGGCUGGAGGAGCAGGUGUCCACACUGAAGGGACAGUUGCAGCAGGAGCUUCGAAGGAGCUCAGCACCCUUCUCCCCACCCUCCGGCCCCCCAGAGAAAUGAACCCCUGCUGGCAUCUGGAAAAAGGCCCUAUGCCCGGGACAGGGGAGGGCCCUCCUUUUGGACAGCCCACCCUCCAGAGCCCAGUCCCUUGGGGGCCUCAAGCUAGGGUGGGAUGAGGAGGCGCUCCGCUGGCAGUGCUGAGGAGGGGUACUCCAGCUCCAGGCCUGGCGAGGCUUCCCAGCAUCGCCUGCAGGCCCCACCUCAGUCCAGCCUCCCUCUUCCAGGAUGAGCCACUGUAGAUAGUACAAGUUCCUCCCUGAGGGGCUGAGCCGUAGCCAGGGUUGGGGAGAGCCCUCGUCUCUGGUCAGCCCUGGAGCAAGGGUUCGUGGGAAAGAGGAGAGGGGCCAGGCCCAGGGCAGGGGUCAGAGGCCCAGUCCCUGACUCUGGCUUCCCAGGGAUCUGUCUGCCUUAGUUGAGAGUGUGUGUCAGGAAAUUCCUCAGAAUGCUCAGAGUCCCUGUAUUUUUAUACCUUUUUACAAUGUUAACUGUUCAGAACUGUUUUUUGUAACAAGACCUCCUUUUCUAAAA